Messenger RNA from Cryptococcus amylolentus CBS 6039, 318 nucleotides. RefSeq lists its product as hypothetical. The record is from RefSeq and is a predicted model, not a curated record. The transcript has a single exon. Lineage: Eukaryota; Fungi; Basidiomycota; Tremellomycetes; Tremellales; Cryptococcaceae. The coding region runs from base 1 to 318 and encodes 105 amino acids.
AUGCCAUUUGCGCCAACUUCAGCCUAUACUUUCUCCUACAAGGGUCAAACCCGGAGCGAGCUGGUGGCCUUGCCAUUGCACUUCGCGGUCCUCGCCAGAAAGUCUUCGAGUCACGUUGAUCGUUCCCGGCAACCUCAAGUGUCAUCAUAUCUGUGCAUGGCAAUGCGACACGUCAUGUGCGACAAACGGUCACUCUACAAGUUACGGAAAGAUAUAGAAGCAAAGGAGCUCAUGGAAAGCAGUACAACACCAGCAUAUCACCCUCCCACGUAUCCUCGGAAAACAGCAACCUACGAACCCAUCAGAGCUGCCACAUGA